Messenger RNA from Impatiens glandulifera, 1821 nucleotides. Its product is annotated as 9-cis-epoxycarotenoid dioxygenase NCED6, chloroplastic-like. Gene Ontology annotation, molecular function: carotenoid dioxygenase activity. Gene Ontology annotation, biological process: carotene catabolic process. Lineage: Eukaryota; Viridiplantae; Streptophyta; Magnoliopsida; Ericales; Balsaminaceae. The record is from RefSeq and is a predicted model, not a curated record. Gene Ontology annotation, cellular component: chloroplast stroma. Bases 1 to 1776 code for a protein of 591 amino acids. The transcript has a single exon.
AUGCAAGCCUCUUUCCAUUACUCCACCACCUUGACAAGACACAUAUCUCUGAACCCUAACCCUAAUCCUAAAAAAAUUCCCCUUCCUAUCUCCCCAAAACCAUUAAUAUGCAAAAUUGUAGUCAAACCAACUAAGAAGUCACUUCCCCCAAAACCCUUUCCUGGAUUUAAGCCAUCGCCGGCGACGGCGCCGGCGCCGGUGACAGUUCCAAAAACACAUCCACCGAAUCUAAACCCUUUUCAGAAAUUAGCUGCCUUGGCUUUGGAUAAAUUCGAAAGCUCAGUUAUCAUGGAAUUGGAAAAGAAAAGGAAGUUAACUAAAACUGUAGAUCCGGCGAUUCAGCUCAAGGGAAAUUUCGCUCCGGUUCAGGAGUGUCCGGUUCAAUCCAAACUUGAAGUGGUGGGUCAGAUCCCGGUGGGUCUUGAAGGGGUUUAUUUAAGAAACGGAGCUAAUCCAAAGAUUAUGCCGACUAACGGCGGUCAUCAUUUAUUCGACGGUGACGGAAUGAUUCACGCUGUUAGUAUCGGACCAGGUAAUCAAGCUAGCUAUUCUUGCCGGUUCACACAAACAAACCGGCUAAUUCAUGAAUCAGCUAUCGGCCGGAAUAUCUUUCCUAAGCCAAUCGGCGAGCUUCAUGGUCAUUUAGGUUUAAUUCGGCUUGUUCUGUUCAUGGUCCGGUCAGCAAUCGGUUUAGUUGAUGCAUCCAAAGGAACCGGUGUAGCUAACGCCGGUAUGGUUUAUUUUAACGGCCGUGUUUUAGCUUUAUCAGAGGAAGAUCUACCGUAUCAUGUCCGAGUAACGAGCACCGGUGAUCUAGAAACAAUCGGACGGUUUAGCUUUGAUGAUCAACUUCAAGGGUCUAUGAUUGCCCAUCCUAAGAUAGACCCCACCACAGGUGAUCUCUACAGUCUAAGUUACAACGUGUUAAAAAAACCCUACCUAAAAUGUUUUAAAGUUGACACGUGCGGCAUGAUGUCACAUGUAGUAGACAUUAACUUAAAAGAACCGACUGUCGUUCAUGAUUUCGCUAUAACAGAGAAUCAUAUAAUAAUUCCGGAUCAACAAGUAGUAUUCAAGUUAUCUGAGAUGAUUCGGGGCGGGUCACCCGUUAUCUAUUCCCCCAAUAAAACAUCUCAAUUCGGGAUCCUAUCCAAAGAUGCCAAAGAUGACUCCGGAAUAAUAUGGGUCGAGGUUCCGAAUUGUUUCUGUUUCCAUCUGUGGAAUGCGUGGGAGGAGGUAAACGAGGAGGGCGACCCGAUAUUCGUGGUAAUCGGGUCGUGUAUGACUCCGCCCGACAUGAUAUUUAAUGAUCAAGAAGGCAAGCUUAAGAGCCAAUUGUCGGAGAUAAGGCUAAACCCUAAAACGGGUGGGUCGACCCGACGGGUUAUAAUACCCGACAUAAACUUGGAAGUGGGUCAAGUCGAUAAGCGGAGGUUAGGUCAGAAGAGCAUUUACGCUUAUUUGGCGAUUGCGGAGCCAUGGCCGAUGAUAAGUGGGAUGACGAAAGUUAAUCUAGAAACGGGUGAAACGAUGAACUACUUUUACGGGGAGAAGAGAUUCGGGGGAGAGACAUGGUUUGUGAGUACCGGGGAAAAGGAAGAUGAAGGGUAUGUAUUGAGCAUUGUUAGGGAUGAGAUUAUGGAAAAGUCCGAGCUUGUGAUAGUGAAGGCGAGUACUAUGGAAUUGGAGGCUGUGGUGAAGUUACCUACAAGAGUUCCAUAUGGUCUACAUAGCACAUUUGUUACUUCUAAGGAAUUGGAAGGACAAGUUGUGUAAUCUUCUUUGCAAGAUUUUAGUUUUAAUCAACUUUGUUCUUUUUGU